CAGCAGAAGGCUUCACUCGCAGGACCCGAAGAUGCUGGCGAGGAACAGCACGUGUAGUCUCCAAGACUUCCACGUGGGGUCAUCCGUAGGCUCCAAGAACCUGCAGACGGCACAAGCUGCCAUCGCGAAGCGACAACAGAAGGCUUUCACCCGCCAGAUCCGAAGAUGCUGGCGAAGAACAUCACGUGUAGUCUCCAGGACUUCCACGUGGGGUUGUCUGUCGGCUCCAAGAGCGUCAAGACGUUACAUCUGCCGCCACGAAGGACUGACAGACGGAACACCCGAAGGUGAUGAGGAAGAAAGAAAAGAAAUGGAACUCGACGAGAAGAUGGACGGGCUUAUAUAUUCGUUUAUUGUGGGUCGUCUCGUCGUCGCCCCAUAUUUUCCUUGUGCCGUUGGUGGCUGGACUUGGACUUGGACUUGCGUUUGUCCUUCUGGCGUGGUCGGGGAAAGUCUCCUGGACAGGUGGGCAUGUUUUGAUACUGUACUCAGUCAUGGAUCCGAUACUGGCUGCCCUGUAGGCCUGAACCGUUACAGCAGGAAGCGGAUCCUCUUGCCCUUGUUCGUCCUGUCAAGCCAUUGCCGCCAAUGGGCCCCGCAUCAAUCGAUCCAUGUGGGGCCGGUCUGGGAUACCAGAAUUGUAUUUCAUGAAUAGUGGAUCUUUACGUGCAGUACAGUACUGUACAGGUAUGGAAUUCAUUUUCGGCUACCCUGCUUGCAGCACGCCAUGUUCUCAAAUGCGUACUGGGCUUAGCCA
Molecule: messenger RNA, 757 nt
Organism: Truncatella angustata
Lineage: Eukaryota; Fungi; Ascomycota; Sordariomycetes; Amphisphaeriales; Sporocadaceae
Exons: 1
Coding region: 32-655 (207 amino acids)
Source: RefSeq, a predicted model, not a curated record